AGUGCGCCCCAGUAGCUCAAGUGCUUCAAGUGCUAGCAGGAAGUGUAGCCUGGGUGCCUCCACUCGUCUCAUCAAUGCAGCUUUCAUUCUCCCUCUGUGGGGCAAGAUGGAAGCUGUACAAAAGGACUGCUGGUACUUCGUGGUACUUAUCUUUCUCCCUUUUCUUAAAGUUGCUGUCCAGCAGAGAGUGCCUGCUACAGUUAGGCUGGAGGAGGGGAUGGUUCUGCAUUGCUUGUGCCCCUGGGAUGGCAACCUCAGCAUGGUGUCUUGGACAAAAAGGUCAGAAAAAAAUCCAGUGGCUGUUUUCCACCCUGAUUUUGGAGUGGUUUUAUCACAUCGUUUCGAUGGGAGAGUGGAGUUCCUGAAGAACGGUCCCAUGGAUGGCAGUAUUUCCAUAAAGAACGUUACCCAUCAGGAUAUCGGGCUUUACGAGUGCUCUGUUCAGACCUUCCCUCGGGGACCCUGGACCCGGCACAUUCAGGUGGAGGAUUUAGAUGAGCCACCGGAGGAAGACCCCACAGAGCCCACUCCCACACAGGAGGCCGUUUCAAACGAAGAGCUGCUAGUACAGCAGAACAGCAACCUGACCAUCAGAUGUAACUAUCAGCAUAAUGGCACCGUUAACCAGGUCAUAUUGGAGAGGAUGCUGCACGGCCAGUCGUGGACCAUUGUUGGAGUGUGCAAGAAGGUGGAGGAAGGCCUGGUGGCGGAGGACUACAGCGACAGGGGCCGGGUCAGCUGUGAGGACAGCCUGGAUAUGAGUCUGCACUUGACUGACGUGACACAGGAAGACAACGGUUUCUACCGCUGUACUUUUAACACCGAUGCAGGACAGCAAACUACCACCGUGCAGCUCACCACUGUGGCUUCAGGUUGGUUCAGCCUGUCGUUAUACAUGAUGUACAUUUACAUCGGGGUUGGAGCUGCUGGACUCUGUCUACUUAUUGCCAUCAUCAUAGCAGUAAUGAGGCACAGAAAGAGGAACAAGAGAAAGGAGUACAGAGUGAAACUGCAUCCAUCCCAGAGACAGCCAAACUUCUAUGAGAACAUCCCCAUGUGUCCCAGGAUAAAGAAGUCCAGACAGAUCAGAAACUGUCCCGUUUAUGCCAACGUACAGACCGUCCGAUCCAUGAAAACCACAUCGCACCAACGACAGUGUAAUAAAUAAACACACGCACGAAUGCGAGGUACUGGAUGAUGUCGAUCUGUCACAGCGUCGUGUGCGUGCGCCUUCCAGCCUUUCACAAACAAAGCGCAUCGAAGUUUAUCUGAGAAAAAAGAAGAAAUCCACCUGUGUUGACAUGAACAAAUAAUUUAUUUGAUAUCUUGUAAUUAUAUGCGUGGAUCACGCUGACACUGAUUAGCAUUCAGGCCGUGGUUUCAAAUGAGCUAACAAGUUGGUGCUUAUCUGCGAGUCAGAACGCUGACAGGGGCUGUUUGGGUCCAGCCUUGCUCACUCUAAUUAAAUGUAGUAUGUACUGCAUAAUUACUGUUGAGGAAAUAUUUGUUUUGGCCAUAACAGUAUUUGACAGUAACAAUCACGCAGAAGACAAGACAAAGGGCCGUGUAAUCGUUCUUUUCACUUCUCUAACCCCCGAGUAAAACGACUGACAAAAGCCUUUGUAAUUGCCCUCCUUUUUACUUUCAUCCCUCCUGGUUUCCAUUCAGGGAUUGACAAUGGUGUCUAAUCAUCUAACGGAAGAGAAAAGCAGUCACUCAGCACUGUACCAUCACUUGAGACCGUUACUUACCCCAACGGGCUCUGUGUCUGGGAUGGCUGCAUUCUAGUUACA
Messenger RNA from Haplochromis burtoni (Burton's mouthbrooder), 1793 nucleotides. RefSeq names its product CD226 molecule (gene cd226). NCBI's taxonomy places the organism in Eukaryota, Metazoa, Chordata, Actinopteri, Cichliformes, Cichlidae. Gene Ontology annotation, biological process: positive regulation of Fc receptor mediated stimulatory signaling pathway; positive regulation of T cell receptor signaling pathway; positive regulation of natural killer cell mediated cytotoxicity directed against tumor cell target. Bases 107 to 1168 code for a protein of 353 amino acids. The record is from RefSeq and is a predicted model, not a curated record. Gene Ontology annotation, cellular component: external side of plasma membrane. The transcript has 6 exons.